AUGCAAUUCGAUGAUUUCUACGAAAUUGUUGGAGUUUUUGGUCGAUACCAAAAAGUCAAAUAUUUGAUGAUAUGUUUGGCGUACAUGCUUCCUCCAAUAAUGGUUUAUACAUGGGUAUUCACAGCUGCUACUCCAUCGUUUCGUUGUCGAAUCUUAGUAGAAGAAAUGUCCGACGUAGAAAUUCCUAAGAAUAUUUUAAGUCGCUAUAUUCCAAGUGAAUCUCAAUGCCGUCAAUACAAAAGUCAAAUAUCAAUAAGUGAAUGCCAAAGGUGUUAUCAAAAUACCAAUCGAAGUAUUUUUAAUGAAGGAAUCAAAACACCAUUGAAAUCCUGUAAUAGUUUUGUUUUUGAUCGAACAUAUUAUCAAUCAACAUUAGUUGAGGAAUGGUCUAUGGUUUGUAAUCAAGUAUCAUUGAAAAGUUUUGUUCAAACUAUUUUCUUUUUUGGCUAUAUGAUUGGUUCACUUGUGUUCGGCGUUUUGUCUGAUCGAUAUGGUCGCCGGCCCAUUAUGGGUAUUUCGUUUUGCAUUAUCUCUGUUGCCAGUUUCAUUUGUGCGAUUGCACCACAAGAAAAUCUUGGUUUUCAAUGGAGUUAUGCAUUGUUUAUACUCGGUCGAUUUUUACUUGCAUGUGCAAGUCGUGGUGUGGCUCUUACAGGUUUCGUCAUCGGUGUAGAAAUUGUUGGACCAAAACAACGCUUAUUUACUGGCAUUGUAGUUCAAUACUUUUUUGCUAUAGGUCAAUUACUUCUUUUAGUAUUUGCUUUUGUAAUUCGAACAUGGCGUUUAUUACAUAUGGCUUUAGCGAUAUUAUCAGUACCAUUUCUAUUUUUCUAUUUCCUGCUGUCAGAAAGUCCUCGUUGGCUUAUUUCGAAAGGUUAUUAUGAUGAAGCAGAAAAGAUUCUUCGUCAAAUAGCUAAAACAAAUAACAAUAAUUUUGAUUCAAUAGCAUAUCAACGUUUAGUCACUGAAGAGAAAAAAAAAGAAGCUGCCGUUGCCGUCAAGGGCCACGGAUUGAAGCACUUACUAAAAUCAAAAGUCAUGUGUAUCAUUUCAAUCAAUAUGUCAAUUCAAUGGUUCGUACAAAAUCUUGUUUAUUAUGGUGUUUCCCAAAGUACAGGUGCUUGGUUAGUUAAUCCAUACAUAUCAUUUGGAGCUGGUGCUGUUAUAGAAAUAUUUGCUUAUUUUAUUGCUCACUGUGUUCUUAAACGAUGGAGUCGGAAAAAAGCAUACAGUUCGUUUGUAAUAGGAUUCGCAACUUUUGCAUUUCUUGUUGUGCCAAUACAAAUGUUAAUGAUUAAAGGAAGUAGCAGUCAACAUGCACUCAUGUUCAUAGCUCAUAUUACUAUGAAGUUUUUUGCUACGGGCUCUUAUGCUAUAAUAUACAUUUAUGCGAAUGAGUUAUUUCCUACAAAUGCUCGUAAUACCGGUAUUGGUAUUUGUUCAAUGAUUGCUCGAACCGGAGCUAUUGUCGGAACGUUAUCGAAUGAUCAUUUGUCACGAGUAUGGCUACAUUUCCCCGUCGUUGUCUUUGGUUUUACAUCCAUUCUUGCAGUUGCAUUAAUUGCUAUUUGCCCAGAAACAUUCAAUAAACCAUUACCUCAAACAAUUGAGGACGUUGAAGAAAUGGGUCUUUCUUUUCUAUGUACAAACUCUAAACCAUUACCGUGUCCACAUGUCGAAGACAAUGAUGAUAUGGAUGAAAAUAAAUUGCUGAACAAGCAAUCUAAAAAUAACGUUGUUUAG
Molecule: messenger RNA, 1743 nt
Organism: Rotaria socialis
Lineage: Eukaryota; Metazoa; Rotifera; Eurotatoria; Philodinida; Philodinidae
Source: the annotation of a GenBank genome assembly